Messenger RNA from Leptinotarsa decemlineata (Colorado potato beetle), 1623 nucleotides. RefSeq names its product Centrosomal protein 89kDa (gene Cep89). NCBI's taxonomy places the organism in Eukaryota, Metazoa, Arthropoda, Insecta, Coleoptera, Chrysomelidae. The record is from RefSeq and is a predicted model, not a curated record. Gene Ontology annotation, cellular component: ciliary transition fiber; centriole. Gene Ontology annotation, biological process: mitochondrion organization; chemical synaptic transmission; cilium assembly.
UAACAAACUGAAACUGGGGCAGAUUGUUGACGUUAUGAGAAAAUAAUUCCCUGUAAGCACAAUGUUACUGAAUAUUUUUUCGUUUCGUGAGUGAAAUAGUGCCUAACAUACAGUAUUUACUACAAUGAAGACUGAAAACCUAGACUGCUUCCUCAAUAUCUUCCAGUUUUUCACCUCUCGUUAAGUUAAGUAGAAAAAGCCAAUCACUCUUGCUGAUGAAAUGAAUGAUGUUCCUGUCAAACCUAGAAGAAAAAAAGUGGAUGUUCCAGUACAUUAUGGAAGCGGAGACCAGAAAAAGUCGUUUUCCGCCAAUUUCCAUUCAGGCAACUACUGCAGAGGUAGGGAUCACGAACCGAUACACACCGAGAUCGUUGUUGAAAUUCCAGAAUCAGACAAAAGCGCCAAGAGCAGCAGAAGACAUCUCGCCAAAGAGAACGCAAGACUGGAACAGGAAAACAAAGAAUUGUUCAUGAAAUUCCACGAGUUGGAAGAUCUAUCCGUGAGAAAAAUAUGUAAACUGAGGGAAAAAACUGGCUCUCUUCAAAGCCUGAACGCCAGUUUGGAGAAAGAAAACAACGAAUUGAAGGCUCUGUAUCAAAAUUUACUGUUUAAGUUCAAUGAUGUCAAUGACCAGCUGGAGGCCUCAAAGUUCUGCAAAUCUUGCGAAGAUCUUAAAAUAACCGUUGAAAAGUACAGUGCUGAUAAUAGUUUUUUGAGGACAGGCAACAAAGAAUUGGCGGAGGAUCUUGAUAUGCUCAAAACAGUUGUUUACAGACUUAAUGUCCAGCUGGAAAGGUAUCAAGAAGUACUUAGAAGAAAUAAAAUAAAUAUUCCUUCACCACCACAAGCAGAUGGUAUUCAAAAAAGAGAUACCUUGUAUACUUCCUGGGAUGAUAUCAGCAAAGAAAUAUUAUCAGAUGUGCACAGAAACCACAAACACACACCUAUAUCUUGGGGUAGCGUGAAUAAACAUACUUUAGGCCCCCUUCUGGACGCCUAUGAAGACACGAUCAAAGAGAAGGAAGAAAUCAUUCAGAACUACGAACGGGAAAUGUACAAGUUCACAGGAAAACUCCGGGAAAUCAUCAAGGAGAACGAAUCGCUCUUCUCAAGGCUUACCGAAGACGAAGGAUGCAGCUCGAAACUAAAAAGCGAAGUAACAAAGCUCAAAGUCGAGCUCAAGUCGACUAGAGAGCAAAACGACGUGCUUAUCAAAAAGUGUUCAAUCAAGCAGGAUAAAGUGGAGGAGAUACUGAAGGUGUACGAAGCUAAAGUCGAACAGAUGAGGAGAGAUUUUGAAGUACUACAUGGGGAGUUCAUCAAAUGCAGGGCAGAAAAUGCUGCUUUGAAAGAAAAGGCCAAGUCACUGGUGGAUUCGCAAGAAGAUUACAAGAGCCAAAUGCAGAAUUUUAUACCGUUGGCUGUACAUACGUCAAGCGUAAACGAAUGCAAAAAAUGGUACGAGGAAUUGAAACUUCAGUAUGAGAAUGAGAAGGACAAGUUAUUGAAAAAUAUAGAAUCUCAAACGAGGACAAUCGAAGAAUUGAACAAGGAAAUAAUCAAACUCCGGAAUACGAAAGAUAGUUCAGAAGCUAAAGUUGUUCAGCUGGAUAAACAUAUCAA